AUGCAAGUUCCACGGAGCCAUGCAAUGGAAGAGGAGACGCCUCGCCAGCUCGAGGUUGAGUCUCGGACAACAAAAAGCCAUGUAAAGGUGGCCGAGACACAAAGCUCGACUGGGCAUGAAGUUGACCGUGGUGACAAGCCCCUUGCGGCAAGGUUGCCCAGCCGUGCAGAGUCUUUCGCAGAGCUUGGCAGUCUCUCCUGGUUGAAUGCCUUGAUUAGCUGGUUGUGGCCAAGCUUCAACAGGGCAGUAAUGGAUUUCGUGCAUGAGGACCUCAUGCCCAGGCUGCGAGAUGCGCUUCCUUCUAUGUUAAGGCAUGUGAAAUGCUCCCGCUUCACACUGGGCGAGAAAAGCCCGGAGCUGGGACCUGUGCAAGUCUUGGAAUCACCUCACCGAGUGGAUCUCGUUCUCGGAGUGCAGUACCUGAGCGAUGUUGACAUCAGCUUCGAUGCUGGAGGUGGCGUGUCCUUCGGAGUGAGGCAUUUGAUUUGCAACGGCAAGAUGUGUGUGUCACUACGUCCCCUGCUUCAGCGAUUUCCUGUAGCUGGUGCCGUGCACAUGUUCUUUGCCACUGCCCCACAGGUUGACAUCGAGUUCACCGGUUUGGCUUCGCUUGGCCACUUCCCGGGAAUUGAGAAAACCAUUCGGAGGGCCGUUGCCGACUGGCUGAACAGCUACAUCGUCUUGCCGCGGAGCAAGGCAGUGCUCCUGGCAGAUGACGUAGACAAACUCGAGGCUUUGGCGCAACAGCCACUGGGAGUUGCCAGGGUGAAGGUGGUCCAGGCGAAGAAUCUUGCUGGUGUGAAUUGCCAUGCUUUCAAAGAGGAUUGCUUCACAUCUCAUCCGUACUGCAUGCUUUCGCUGGGAGACUGCUCAGUGCGAACUUCGACGGUCUACGACACGACGAGCCCUGUCUGGCCGGAAGAGUCCGCGGGUGCAUUUUUCGUGGUGCACCAUCGGGAGCAGCAGCUUUCCGUGGAGGUUCACGGUGAGACGUCCGCGAGUCUUUUCCAGCAUAACUUCACCGGCUUCCUCGGACGUUUCUCGUGCAGGAUCGGGCAGUGUCUGAGGCGAUGGCCAGAGGGCAAGCCGGGAGUUCGUCGGAACACGCAGAAGCUUGACACGUCCGAGGUGCAGCGUGAGCUCCUGCACGUGGAUGACCCCGUGAAUCGUGGUGUGGCAUCUGUGGUCGACCUGGAAGUGCAGUGGUUCGACUUUGUUGGGGUGGAUGCCUGGGCUGCUGCGGCACCGGCAGUGUUGGAGAUCAAGAUUUUCCAGGGCACCGGCUUUCCGACUGAAUGUAACGCUGGGCGAGGGCUGCGAUGGAGGACAUGGGUUGAUGAGAAGAACGCUAUGGUAAGCCAGAAAGGACACCUCGUGUCAGAUCAGUUGCGAUUUCCGGAUCUUCCCAUCAACCCUCGGCUCUUUCCAGUUAUGGAUAACCUGGAUUCUCGGCAGUACUCUUCAAAGGAAGUGUCUCAGAUCGUGGGCAUUACAGAAGAUUUGGUGCGGACAUACCUGAGGACCAGAGAUGAGUUCAAGAGCAAGCAGGAACAGCUUCGAGAGGUUCAGAGCAAAGAUGAUUAUCGGAUACCGUUGCAGUGGUUCCAAAUCCUUGUGCAUAUCGUCGAUGAUUUGACGGACCUGUCCAGGAACUUGAGCAUGGCAUUGCUGGAUUCACAGGAUAGCGAAGUUGGACGUUUGCCAAGCAUGUCCUUGAGGUCCAUCCUGGAUUCCGGAGGAGAGCCGCCAUUGCGGUCCUGUAUGCUGCAGGGUGUUCCCGACGAGCGUCCAGGUCUGCCUUGGCUUGGCUUUGGCGUUUCUGAAUUGAAUCCUCGCUUCGCCAAGGUUAAGAUGGAUAUUUCUGUGAGAAUCCGCGGGUUGAGAGCAGGACAUUUGCAACGAGUCUGA
Messenger RNA from Symbiodinium sp. CCMP2592, 1908 nucleotides. Lineage: Eukaryota; Dinophyceae; Suessiales; Symbiodiniaceae. The record is from the annotation of a GenBank genome assembly.